GACAUGGGCAGCUUUGCCGAGAUGAACGGCGAGUACGAGAAGUGGUUCACCCACAAGCCUGCCCGCAGCUGCGUCGCCGUCAAGACCCUCCCCAAGAACGUCGACGUUGAGAUCGAGGCCAUUGCCCUCCCCUAAGCGUCUCGUCGCUGCUGUGUAGCCUGACAGGAUCUAAUUCAAAAGGCAGUCAAAUGUCAACGGUGCCUCGCGUGUUCCUAGUGACUCCAAAUUCAUACGCUGUGACCGUGGAUAUGUCCAAUCAUGCCACAAACGGUACUCAAUGCCCUGAAGCGCCUGACUUAUCCCUCUACAAUUUGGCCCGCAUGUCCAAAGUGUUUCUUCAAGAUAAGCACAAUUGUCAGACCGGACGUUCAUAUUUCCGCCGUCCCUCGCCAUUUUCCUCUCGCGCCUGACCUUCAACUCCAAGAAAUUGUUUUUGCGGGCGCCAGUAUAUCAAUAACAACAUCAACCACUCAGAUAAUCAGUCAUAUGCCGACACGGGUCAACUCAAAUGUAGGUAAUAUGCAGAAAGGUAGCUUUGAUGUUCUACAACGCCCUUCCGUCUAUCGGUACAAGUCCCACCGCUUUCUAGCAGAGCCUCCACCAAGCCAAGAGCCCCCAACGGCUCUCGCACAAUCACACCCGUCCGUGGCCAGUCGCAAAUCGCUUAUUCGUCAUCAUCGGCGGCCUCGACGUACUUGUGGCGGAUGUCCUUCCAUUGACGCUAAAUUCGGCUCCUUGUUAGCAAAACCAUCUCUCCCAUGUGACCAAACGUGCUUCCGCAGCGAAGUUGCAGUUUUGCUCGAAGCAGGCUCGUCGAUACACCAAAACAAAAUGAGGAAGGGGGUCCUUACGCCACGGUUCACGUAGUCCCAGUACUUGUUCAUCGCACCGUUGAAGCCCCUAGAGCGCAACAUGUCAGCCCAUCCCGGUUCCUAUCCGGCACAUCCCGACACGCCCCGGGCCUGUCGGUCCUUCUCCCUACAGCCCCAGGGAUCGCAUCGGAUUAUCGCCU
Molecule: messenger RNA, 1012 nt
Organism: Colletotrichum navitas
Lineage: Eukaryota; Fungi; Ascomycota; Sordariomycetes; Glomerellales; Glomerellaceae
Exons: 2
Coding region: 259-867 (202 amino acids)
Source: RefSeq, a predicted model, not a curated record